GGAAAAAAGUAGUAAAGCACGUGUGUUGAUCCCACGAACGAGAGUCAGUUCGAAGUUCUCGGCGUCAUGGAUCAUGAACCGAUUCUACAGUCUGACGUAUUAGCUCAGGCCAGUUCGUCUGAAAGAGAGCCGACCAAUCAGCAUGAAAUGUUUCCACCAAGUGGCAAUACAGCAACACGAUACGUCAGAUCUCCAUACAGUCAACCAUCUCCAGCCAUUUAUAAUCAGCCUCGUGCUCAGGGGCCACUGGAUGCUCUACUUUCGGGACCAUACGGCGCAUCUCUACGAACACAACAUCCUCAUUCUCACAGGAAACUUGUUAACAAACUGUCAGCAGCAGGAGCAAGUUCUUAUGCUGCAUGUCAAAACAGAGUGCAGACAGUAUCGGGUGGCAUCAUGUCACUGGAUGAUUUGCUGCGUCGUCUUGUCAUGGAAGAUGAACAAGUGUUGACUGCUCCCGAUAAGCAGGUCAAGUUCACAAAGUUGACAGUUUUUGAUGCCCAUGAAAAGGAAAUACGCAGUCUUCCUGCUGGUCGUGCUCUCAUUACCAACAAACGCAUCCUUUUCAUCUCAUCAGGCGUCCAACAAAACACUUGGCUUGAUACUACAACCACUCAAAAUUUCCAAGCAAAAUCCUCGUUUGGUGACAAGUUCUUGUACUUGCCAAUUGCCUUACAUUGCGUACGCACUGUAGAAAUGCUAUCGGACACCUCUGUUCUGUCCACCACUGAUGUUCUGGGCAUACCACCAUGCUGUGGAGGACACUGCUUCUGUUGUGAGUGUCUGUGCUCCAAUGCUGUGACCACUUGGGUGGUCACUGAUCCUCUGCUGGGAAGUACCAGUUUGCGUGUCAUUCGUGUUGGUGUGAUGAUAUCACCAACCGAUCAGAAGAUGUACAAACUAGACCUCAGUCCCAGCUCUCCACUCAACGUUGCCACCGAUUUUGUGGCAGCUCUACAGAAACACUCACGAGACCUUCACUAGACUGCUACAACAUUAGCUAAUGAAUGCACACUAGCUGAUUGAUGUAUUCUCGUUUUGGUAGCGAUUAGUUUGCAACAGGCACACAACAUGUCCUGUUGCCAUGUUCAAGUUGCAGUCCAUUCCAAUAUCAAAUAAAUUCCAUUAAAGACCCAAA
Molecule: messenger RNA, 1138 nt
Organism: Corticium candelabrum
Lineage: Eukaryota; Metazoa; Porifera; Homoscleromorpha; Homosclerophorida; Plakinidae
Exons: 5
Coding region: 67-984 (305 amino acids)
Source: RefSeq, a predicted model, not a curated record